AUGGCUUCCCGUCCCAUUAACAGUUGGUUCCUUCGAGGGGAAGGCUCAGCUUCCUUCCACGCCCCUCCAGUUAGCCAAGGCACGCCGUCUUUACACUGCAAACAAGAGUCUCACGGUCACGACACAAAGCCUUCUUCGCACCCGCCGAACGUAGAGUCACCGAAGGAUCAGAAGACUCGGUACACCGACACCGAACAACCCACUGCCUCAGACAUGGCGCCUCCGCCUGAAGUGACUGUGAUCCUAGAUUCGGAUAGCGAGUCCACCGUUUCCGUCCAUGCUGCCACCGAACUCGAACUGGCUGCUUCAGGGUUCAAGCUCCCAAAAGGCCAGUCGAGCGGAACACCGGUAGAGUUGGAGCCAUUGGAUUGUGACUGCCUUCGAUGCGCUCGCGCUCUGGCAGAUUACAAGCCCAAACAUGGGCAGAGAUUUGCUCCCCCGCUCUGCUGUUACAACAUUCGCUCAUCCACGGGUAGCUGUACACGCUGCAUUUCUUCCCAUGGGGAAUGCUUGAAAAUGCCUUACCGACACCACCGUUUGGUCCGCCGAUUCCGGAAGCUCGCGACAGACGAAACCCUCCGCAAGACUCGAGAGUUCCGGAUCCUACGUUGGCGGGUUCGCCAGACCUUGGAGUCACUCAAGUCCAAGUCAAAUCAUCUCAAAUCUCAGGAGCAUCAAGAUGCCGAGGAGGAUCUUCGCUAUCGGCGCCAGCGAGAGGCCUGGCAAGACCGGGUCCAACUCGACAUCGCCAAUAGCCUUCAGCAUGUUGCUCAGUCUCUGGUGCGAGCCUCUGAGACCCGAUUGAACCGUGUCCUUGAUGAGAAGGAGGCAGCCGGAGUGCCCGAUUUCGCUGAUUCCGGGCCUGUGUAA
Molecule: messenger RNA, 870 nt
Organism: Clonostachys byssicola
Lineage: Eukaryota; Fungi; Ascomycota; Sordariomycetes; Hypocreales; Bionectriaceae
Source: the annotation of a GenBank genome assembly